Molecule: messenger RNA, 2883 nt
Organism: Dromiciops gliroides (monito del monte)
Lineage: Eukaryota; Metazoa; Chordata; Mammalia; Microbiotheria; Microbiotheriidae
Gene: TP63
Product: tumor protein p63
Exons: 12
Coding region: 87-1622 (511 amino acids)
Biological process (GO): regulation of transcription by RNA polymerase II; apoptotic process; protein tetramerization
Cellular component (GO): nucleus
Molecular function (GO): protein binding; DNA-binding transcription factor activity, RNA polymerase II-specific; RNA polymerase II cis-regulatory region sequence-specific DNA binding
Source: RefSeq, a predicted model, not a curated record
CCAAGUUCCCCAGAGCAAAUGUGGCUACUCCACGUCAAGAGCUGGAAAGAAGAUGUAGAGACAGGAGGAAAACAACAGUGCAGAGGAUGCCCAGCUGGCAUAUGUGUGUAUAUCAUCUCUCUUUCCCUGCUUGUCUACGCCCAAGAGAACUGGAAGAAAUGAAUGUCGAACCCUCACCAUAUCCCACUUUACCGUGCUGUCCUGACCCUUUCAUCCAGCGGUUUGUGGACACUCCUGCCCAUUUUUCCUGGAAAGAAAGUUACUAUCGCUCCACCAUGUCUCAGAGUUCACAGACAAGUGACUUCCUCAGCCCCGGCGUCUUCCAGCACAUUUGGGACUUCUUGGAUCAGCCCAUAUGCUCUGUACAGCCGAUUGAUUUGAACUUCAUGGAUGAGCCUACAGCUAAUGGCACCACGAACAAGAUUGAAAUCAGCAUGAAUUGCAUCCGCAUGCAGGACACCGACUUGAGUGACCCAAUGUGGCCACAGUACACAAACCUGGGGCUCCUGAACAGUAUGGACCAGCAGAUCCCAAAUGGCUCCUCAUCCACCAGCCCCUACAACACGGAUCAUGCCCAGAACAGCGUCACAGCGCCCUCGCCCUACGCACAGCCGAGCUCCACAUUUGACGCCCUGUCACCCUCUCCUGCCAUCCCCUCCAACACAGACUACCCAGGACCCCACAGCUUCGAUGUCUCAUUUCAGCAAUCCAGCACUGCCAAGUCAGCCACCUGGACGUAUUCUACAGAGCUGAAGAAACUGUACUGCCAGAUAGCAAAGACCUGCCCCAUUCAGAUCAAGGUGAUGACCCCUCCGCCGCAAGGUGCUGUGAUACGGGCAAUGCCCGUGUAUAAGAAGGCUGAGCAUGUCACAGAGGUGGUCAAGCGCUGCCCCAAUCAUGAACUGAGUCGGGAAUUCAAUGAAGGACAAAUUGCCCCUCCUAGUCAUUUGAUCCGAGUAGAAGGGAACAGCCAUGCACAAUAUGUAGAAGACCCCAUCACAGGAAGACAGAGUGUGCUGGUACCUUAUGAGCCACCACAGGUUGGCACAGAAUUCACAACGGUCUUAUACAAUUUCAUGUGUAACAGCAGCUGUGUUGGAGGGAUGAACCGCAGACCCAUUUUGAUUAUCGUCACUCUGGAGGCUAGAGAUGGGCAGGUCCUGGGCCGCCGUUGCUUUGAAGCCCGAAUCUGCGCUUGCCCUGGCCGAGACAGGAAGGCAGAUGAAGACAGCAUUCGGAAGCAGCAAGUCUCCGACAGCUCAAAGAACGGUGAUGGUACGAAGCGCCCUUUCCGACAGAACACUCAUGGCAUCCAGAUGACGUCAAUCAAGAAACGGCGCUCUCCUGAUGAUGAGCUGUUGUACUUACCGGUUCGGGGCCGAGAGACUUAUGAAAUGUUGCUGAAGAUCAAGGAGUCCCUGGAACUCAUGCAGUACCUACCCCAGCACACCAUUGAGACCUACAGGCAACAGCAGCAGCAGCAGCAUCAACACCUACUCCAAAAACAUCUCCUUUCCACCUGCUUCAGGAAUGAACUCAUGGAGCCCUGCAGAGAUGCUCCGAAACAAUCCGACGUCUUCUUUAAACAUUCCAACCCCCCAAACCCAUCAGUGUACCCAUAAAACACCACCACUUCUGCCUCAUGGAGUGUGGGGUGGGGUGGUGUGUGUCUGUGUCAUUCAUUCAGCCCUGGGAAGCAGGAGUGGAGAGCACUUUGGUUCCGAGACCCCGAGCCACUAGUGAAAAUGAGCUCCUGAAGGGACUCAAAAUUCUACCCCAAAAGAUACUUCCUGCAGAUCCCAGCACCCAGAAAACAGUGUUCACUGACUGACUGACUGACUGACUGACCGACCUCUGAGCUGGAGAGCUGGCAUUGGUUGGCCAGGCACCACAAUGUACAAUAUUUGGUGGAACCCUUUUCUGUUACCUUCUGUCCUGUUUGUGACAUAAACUUGGGUGCUUUUGAGCUGGUCUCAAUCUUUUAAAAGCCUUUUUCAAAGAGGAAGAAAAACCACGUUUUUCAAAUGUUCUCAUUGUUCUAUGUCUAAAUAUCCAGCCAGUGCCUGAGAGCUUCAGUCUGGCCUGUCUAAUGUUGGUCAUGGAGUACAAUGGUAGCAGAAGCCAACUAGGAGGUUUAGAGUACAGCCCCACUGGGCAGAGAGGCAAUGAUGACCGAAAAUUGCUUAGGUGUUGUGUCCUAACCCCUAUCCCUGAGAAAAGAUGCAUCUUGAUGCCCUCCCUCCUUACCUGGUCUGGGGGUCCCAGGAGGCAUCCUUAAGGGCCUGGUGCUCCCUAGCUGGGUCUUCUUUAGUGUACAAUCUUCUUCCACCUAGGUUUUGAAAGACUUUCCUCAAAUUUUGUUUUACUUUGUUUUUUAACAGCCCAAGUUGAGCAAGUGUAGUCUGAGGUUUUGUUGAAAAGGAGGGCUGGACAAUUUCUGGAGCCAUAAUGCCCUGGGUUGGCCAGUCACUUGUCCUAAUGACUGUCCCAAGCUGUUUCUAUGAUGGAGGGUCUAAAGACCCUAUUCUGAAUAGAAAUGGGUCAGUUGAAUUGGGAGUAGAGCUUCCUGGUCCUCCCAUUAAGCCAGAUACAUAUUGGAUAUUGACUGAUGAUAUUUUCCCAGGAAGCUUUGUGUGUUGACAAAUUGAAAAAUGAUCCCUCCGUAGGAAUCAAACGCCUUCCUAUUCUAGAGGGUGUGGAAAAGCUAGCUUUCUUUUUAAACUUGAAGUGAGCAAGGGUUUAAAGAAUCUCCAUGUUUCUCAUACAUUUUAAAGAUGUUUUAAAUAAGGAAUCCCUGGGGGCUUCAAACAAAGUCCCUGCUUCUUUUCAAUCCCCAGCUAGUUGCUUUGUGUCAAAUGCAGAGCUGUCCUGUGAGGCUGUUGC